Molecule: messenger RNA, 899 nt
Organism: Ictalurus furcatus (blue catfish)
Lineage: Eukaryota; Metazoa; Chordata; Actinopteri; Siluriformes; Ictaluridae
Product: asialoglycoprotein receptor 2
Exons: 2
Coding region: 130-780 (216 amino acids)
Source: RefSeq, a predicted model, not a curated record
UUUUGUUAUGCUUCUCUAGCAGCAGCAUCAGUCUCUCAUCAGUAUCACUUUGUUAAUGAGAAUAAGACCUGGACUGAAGCACAGAGAUACUGCCGAGAGAAUUACACUGACCUGGCGACCAUUGAUAACAUGGAGGAAAUGAACACACUCCUUAACACAGUAAAUGGCAGCUACACCGGUUUAGCCUGGAUUGGAUUGUAUGAUGAUCCGGACAGCUGGAAAUGGUCUCUUGAUGAUGAUGCUUUCUAUAAGGAGGGUGAGAGAGAGUUCAGAGGAUGGUACCAUGAACCCAAUAAUUACAAUGGAAAAGAAUUGUGUGUUUCCAUGCAAUACACAGGGGAAUGGUUUGAUCAGCAGUGUACUCAGAGACUGAGAUUUGUUUGCUAUAAUGGUACAGGCAACACAUAUGUAUGGAUUUCUGAAGGAAUGACUUGGGAUGAAGCGCAAAGUUUCUGCAGAGCAAAACACACAGACCUAACCAGUGUGAGGAAUGAGACUGAGCUUCAGCAGAUAUUGCAAAUCACACAGGGCUUUGAUGUAUGGAUAGGUCUUUAUAGGAACCGAUUAUGGUCAGAUCAGAGCAGCUCAACUUUUUCAUAUUGGAGACCAGCGAUUCAACCGCAUAUAAUAGCAGAACCUGAUAAUGGAUUGUAUUCAUUUGGACAAUAUGGAGAACAACACUGCACUGCUAUGGAUUCUACUGGCAAAUGGACUGAUGAAAACUGCUUAGCCAGUUUCCCUUUCUUUUGCUACAGUAGUGAGUUCAUCUCUUUUCAGUGAAAUAAGAAGAAUUUUAAAUAUUUCUUAUUUUAUGUAAGAAUAUACUGUAUAUAAUAGUCUUCUGACUGUUCUAAUUUUACCAUAGCAAUGUUUGAACUGAAGAGACUUCCACAUGUUCU